AUGACCGGAGAGCCGUUCCAGAUCUUCGACCGGGCCAACGCCUUGCUAGAGCACUGCACCGACAGCAGACGCGCCGUCUUCCCCGGCACGUGCCGUGUAUUCGCCAAAAAGGGGGUGGGGGGAGGUCUGGGCUGCAGCGAGGAGAUCCCGAACCAGAUCGAUGACUUUGUGGUCGUGGUCGGUGUCUUCAAGGUUUGGGAGCGGAACUUUCCGCUCCACUACAUGAGAGAGCUCGUCGUGUCCUACAGCAAAAUCUUUAUGCCUAGCACGCCUGGUCACAUGGACACAUAG
Neoarthrinium moseri is the source of this 291-nucleotide messenger RNA. RefSeq lists its product as uncharacterized. The record is from RefSeq and is a predicted model, not a curated record. The transcript has a single exon. Lineage: Eukaryota; Fungi; Ascomycota; Sordariomycetes; Amphisphaeriales; Apiosporaceae. The coding region runs from base 1 to 291 and encodes 96 amino acids.